AUGUUUACUAAAAAAUCUCAUCAGGAUGUCAAAAAAUCCACUGUUAAAAUACAAGAUUCUAAGAAAGAUUCGACAACCCGAUUAAAACACCUCAAAAUCGUUUUAGAACAUUUUGAUGCAGAUGAAGCCAAGACAUACUUUGAGGCGAACUUCAGUCAUGUAUAUUUUAUCUUGUAUGAUAACUUUAUUUUAGCAGAAAAUAAUCUUCGACAAAGAGAACUUCCGUUCCAUCUUGUACACAAAGCUGGCAGGGAAGAAUUAGAAGGAGCAUUAUCUCUCUUAGAAAAAGUAUUAUGCCUUUUGCCUGAAUUACUUGGUAAAAGAUGGCAGUUACAUUCUCUUACAAGAAUAUUUUCAAAACUCCUCCAUAGCGGCAAUUCUCAAAAACUUAGGGCAGAAGCUAUAAGAUAUUUCCUUCUGUGGUAUCAAGCUCUUGGAGAUAAUGCCCCACAUGAAGUGCACAGGAUGUUUGCUGGGUUGGUACCAGGCAUGCCUGAAUCACCAGCCCAGCCAAUUGGAUCGCCCUUUAAGCAAAAAUCCUUUGAUGUAAUGACUAAUAUAUCAAAUGAGUCAGGUGAUUUCAAAAUGGAGGAUAUAAUGCAGCACCCAAACUUCAAUUCCGCUUCUGAUCAUAUGAAGAAAGUUGUUGUGGAGCAAACAUCAACUGGUAUUAUGGGAAAGUUAGCGCAUGUUUCAGCCUCAAUAUUUCAUGAUACAAAUGCUCUUAACCCGGUUCAAAGUAUAGAGAUACAGCCUUUACUACCGGCAAGUGCCAAUGAGAGGGCAGCGGAUAAUGAAACUAGGUUUUUUUUUGAAAUACUUCUUGAUGGUAUGGCCACUACAGUUACAAAAAUACACUGGCGAGAUAGAUCACACGCUAAAGCAAUGAGAUGUUUUGCAUUCUUAUUGGAGAAGUUUAAAAUAUACUACCUACCUAUUAUUUGCCCGCAGUUCAAUCACAGAAACUCAUUAUACAAGCCUAAUCUUGAACUGCCGGUUCAGCAUAACAUUUUAGAAGACGAUUACGUAAUAUGCCGUGUGACACUUAUUAAAUGGGUUGCGAGUUAUGCUAAUUUUGUAAAGCGACAAGGCAGCGAUGGAGGGCAACCAUCUUCAAUGACAAGCACAGGAUCUCACCUGCCUCAUUCUGGUACACCCACACCCGCCGCUUCUCUACAUCAUGAGGAGGAGACUUCUUUCACUGUGGGACAUCCAUCAGAUUCAAGUAGAGCAUCUUCGCAUGAUUCCUCCUCUAACACACCUCAUCCUAGUUUGGAAUCAGGUUCGGGUAUUUUAGAGGAAUUAAGCUCUGAACAAGUGGUCCGCGACGUACUUUGCUGCUCUUCGCGGGAACACGUAGAUUUUACAAUUGAGGUGCUGCGCCAGGCUUUCUUGCUGCCCUUCUCUCACGCGGCUGCCGUCAGGCGCGUCAUCGGACUGUACAAAGACUGGAUACAGAUGAAUGUGUCGGAAAUCCCACCGUUUCUAAUAGAAAACACGUACGAGCAGCAACUAGCGGCCGGGGAGCCAGCAGCGCCGCCGCGACGUCUCCGCAACGACUCCUACCUCGGCGCGGUCAACCGAGAUGUAAUGGUUCGGGCCGGCAUGCAGAACGUGUUACAAGUUUUCAUGACACAGGCAGCAAACGUGUUCUUGGCGUCCCCUUCUCCAGUAGCGCCACCUGGUGCCGUCAACCAACAACAGCACCUAUUGCAAGAACAGACCGACACUUGCAAACGUGUACUGAACAUUUAUCGUUACAUGGUUAUGCAUGUUGCAAUGGAUGCAAGUACAUGGGAACAACUACUGUUGGUACUACUCCAGAUAACGUCUUUAGUAUUGACAAAAGUAGUACCUAAAAGAAAACAGGAAACACUUGGGGGUUUUCUAGCACCAGCUCUCUUUCAGACUUUAAUAGUGACCUGGAUCAAAGCCAACUUGAAUGUUGCUGUAAAACCGGAGCUGUGGCAAAGUUUUAUGGAGUUGUUGACAAGGCUGACACACUGGGAAGAUCUCAUUAAGGAAUGGGCGAAAACGAUGGAGACCUUGACGCGUGUGCUCGCGCGGCACGUGUAUUCGCUGGAACUGUCAGAGAGUGGGAGCGCGGCGGGCGUUCCGGGUGGCGCGGGGGAGGCGCGAGGGCGAGGGGCGCGGGGGGGGCGGGCAGCACCCGCGCCCGCUGCAUUGCCGCGCCCGUUGCCCCGCGUGCGCCCCGCGCUCAUCGCAGCUGACGCGUGCACGCCUGGAAAAUCACCACGGCCUGGUAGUGAUACGCAUGGACGCAAGGAGACUGUUCGAGGUCGUCAGUUGCAGCGCUGCCGCAGCGACCCGCACAUAGCAAGGCACACGCAACUUCACCUGCACGUUGUCACAGUCGAAGAAACCAAAGAACAAACCAACACAAAACCAAGAAGAUGGUACUCAUUGGAUUCCUUGCGGCAGUCAUCACAUCAUGAAGAUAGGGAUUCCGCUAGUGGUUCUCGCUCCCCUUCACCGGCGCCAUCUAGCGGAGUUGAGAGUAGCUCUAUUAAAGACUCCCCACUACAAAUAGAUUUAGCUUCUGAUGGCGGUAAUGUUGAAUGGGCAGAGAGCGAGAACGGUUCAGGCGUGGGCAUGGGCAUGGGUGUGGAGGGCGGAGCUGUGGGAUCAGGUGUGGGCGUGGGCGUGGUGCUGGGCGGGUCGGCGCGCGGCUGGCUGCCUGCCGUCGCGGCCGUGCUGUGGCGCCGCAUGCUGGCCGCGCUCGGCGAUCCCAACCAUCUGCGCGACCCGCAGACCCAUGCGCAUUUCUACAACUACCUCAUACAUCUCAACUCUACGCUCCUAAAGAUAAGCGCAAACCAAACUCUAAAUGGAAAUACGGAAAUUCACGUACCAUUCAACUUAGUGGCGGGAUGGUGUCUCGAGGCCGAAGCCUUGCCGUCUUCCCACAGAGCGGGCAAGCUGCUGGCGUUGCGGCUGCUUUGCGAGUCGACGCAGGCGCAAGGCCCGGGCGCGCCGUCCUCCUGCAACAACCGCCUGCAUCUCGCGCACCUGCAUCUCUACCAACGCGCUUUGCACCACGGUUUGACAGGCGAAGACCGUUCCGUGGUGGAUGUACUGGUGGAGUACGCAGCGCCACGCUACCUGUCCCUGGCUCUCGAUGGCUACUCUCUACUUUUGUUGGACUUCGUCCACGCCUCAACCGUCGUACUCAACUCUUCUGACAUGGGAACAUCAUGUCCACGUACGGCGGCUGUGACUUUCCUCGGUUCCCUUCUAGCAUUGCCUGACGAGUUGAUGAACGCGCCGAUGCUACAGCCCUACCCUCACCAAUACAACACCGUAUCGUGCCCCGAUCUCAAGGAGCAUGUGCUGAACAUUGUCGUGCGCGUGUGCCGGCGAGAAGGCGCCGCGGCAGCACGGUGUGCGGGCGCGUGCGCGCUGGCCGCGCACGUGGCGCACCUGCUCGACUCGCGCCAGCCCUGCGCCCGCCUGCCCGCCUACGUCACCUGCCUGCUGCAGCUGCUGAUGGUCAGUAGCACGGCGACCGCGAUCUGUGAGUGUAAACUGCGCGUGCGUGCGGUCCGCGUACGUGGCGCACCUGCUCGACUCGCGCCAGCCCUGCGCCCGCCUGCCCGCCUACGUCACCUGCCUGCUGCAGAUGCUCAUGUAGCACGGCGACCGCGAUCUGUGAGUGUAAACUGCACGUGCGUGCGGUCCGCGCACGUGGCGCACCUGCUCGACUCGCGCCAGCCCUGCGCCCGCCUGCCCGCCUACGUCACCUGCCUGCUGCAGAUGCUCAUGAUGAAAAAUAAAACUAUAGCUAAGGUUGUGAGCGACGCUAUACUGGUGUUAGCCGACUACACGGAUCGCAUCGUGGAACUAUAUCCCGGACUAGCUGAGAAAAUAAUAAAAUGGAUAUGCGCUUGCCUCGCUCAAAUAUCGAGCAGUAGCUCCCGAGAUUCUGUCAAACCUCUUGCGGGUUCGCUGUUACUGUGCUUGGCCGAAUUCGCCGUCCGUUGUGGUCCUGCGUACCUUAUGAAAGAAAAUGAUGGAGAACAGACUUUAUUAUUGACGAUUUUUAAGGUUCUGUAUGCUGUGAUGAAAGGAAGUAACGGAUCUGACAUCGAAGGCCUGUCACUGCCCGUCGACGAAGACUUCGACCCUAAUAUUCAACUGGACAACCUUGGACCUAAAACAUCUCUAGCCUCAACCAUUGAUGUUAAACUUUGGGCUCAAACAAUAUGCACGCAGCUGGUGCUGUUCCUGGGCCACUGGCCGCUGUGGAGCGGCUGCCAGCUAUCGUCGAGCGUGUGCGAGCAGCACGACAGCAGCCCGCCGCUGGGCGCCGAGCUGGGCCCGGCCGUGCUAGCCGCGCGCCACCUGCAGUUCAUGCGCUUCAGCGACUCCACGCUCGCUUCGCUCAUCGAGCUGCCCGCGCUUGACAUGCCCGCAGGUGGCACCACGCCAGGUCUAAUGACAUCUGAUCGACAAGUACGCAUCCUUCUCCGAGAUAUAGCAGGCAAAGCGUGCUGGGAUGCUUCCGCUUUGUACUAUGACCCUUUUGGCUCUUCGUCGGAGGAUCUUCAACCACUUGUACUACCAGAUACUGUACACAGCCCAAGAGACAACACUUUGUCAUCUCUGCCACCACCUUUACCACCAGACCUACUGCCUGAUUAUAAAAAUUCACCACCAGACAAACAUCAGUUGGAUCAUGUGCUGGCGUAUAUCGGUCACACGUCGCCGGAGGUGACGUGCGGGCGGCGGCUGAACAGCGCGGGUGCGUCGCCGCUGCCCGCCGGCGCCGAGGACGAGCUGGUGGCCGCGCUCGUCGCGCACCGCAACGCCGAGCGCCUCUACCUUGCGCACCGCGAACCCGAUGAGGAAUUGGAGCCAGACGAGACAUGCACGCCAGGUUGCUCGACAGCUGCGGGUCCGUUUGACCUGUGCCGCCAGUUCCUGGCGCAAAGUGGCGCCUUGGCGCCGUCGCGGCGCGCACACGUGCAGCUGUUGAAGCGUUCUGACCGCUUGCUACGUGAACUACGUAAUCUUGACGCGCUUAGGUGUCGUGAAACGCAUAAGGUUGCUGUGAUAUACGUCGGCAAAGGUCAGGAGACUCGGAACGAGAUCUUGUCGAACCGCUGCGGAAGUCCAGCUUAUGAAGCAUUCCUUGCUGCUCUCGCUUGGGAGGUGGAGCUGGAGUCGCACGUGGGGUUCGCGGGCGGGCUGCGGGGCGGCGGCGGUGGCGGCGUGUCCGCGCCCUACGUCGCCACGCUCACGCUCGAGGCGCUGUUUCACGUCGCCACGCGCAUGCCCGCCGCCACGCCCGACGCCAUACUCAACAAGGUACGUACACGGUGCCGUAUCCGCGCCCUACGUCGCCACGCUCACGCUCGAGGCGCUGUUUCACGUCGCCACGCGCAUGCCCGCCGACACGCCCGACGCCAUACUCAAUAA
This is a messenger RNA of Parnassius apollo (apollo), 5439 nucleotides long. NCBI's taxonomy places the organism in Eukaryota, Metazoa, Arthropoda, Insecta, Lepidoptera, Papilionidae. The record is from the annotation of a GenBank genome assembly.